This is a messenger RNA of Salvelinus fontinalis (brook trout), 1877 nucleotides long. It is a transcript of the gene dera, whose product is annotated as deoxyribose-phosphate aldolase (putative). Gene Ontology annotation, biological process: carbohydrate catabolic process; deoxyribonucleotide catabolic process. Gene Ontology annotation, molecular function: deoxyribose-phosphate aldolase activity. Gene Ontology annotation, cellular component: cytoplasm. The transcript is spliced from 9 exons. The record is from RefSeq and is a predicted model, not a curated record. Lineage: Eukaryota; Metazoa; Chordata; Actinopteri; Salmoniformes; Salmonidae. The coding region runs from base 118 to 1074 and encodes 318 amino acids.
GUAACUAUACAUUCAGGAAGAGGUCCUUGGACUGUAAACUCUGCUGGUUGCACAUUAGCUUGCUAGGUGAAUCUGAUGGAAAAAUAACAGAGUUUGGUCGUUAAAUCCUCGUUAACCAUGUCUGCAAGAAACCCGGGCAUGCCCCUUGACCUGGAGUGGGUGUCCAAGGUGCGGGUGAACACCCAGGCAGUGCUGAAGAGAGCUCAUCAGAUCCAAGGACGCAACAAGAACAAGAAACAGUGGCAGGCGGCGUGGCUUCUGCGGGCGGUCACCUGUAUUGACCUGACGACCCUGGCUGGUGACGACACGCCCGGCAACGUCCACCGGCUGUGUAUGAAGGCUACCCAGCCUGUACGCAACGACCUGCUGAAGAGCAUGGACAUGCAGGACAAAGGUGUGACUACUGCAGCAGUGUGCGUGUACCCGUCUCGUGUGGCUGAUGCUGUGAAGUCACUGAAAGCAGCCAACUCCAGCCUACCUGUCGCCUCAGUGGCGACAGGCUUCCCUGCGGGCCAGACCUCUCUGAAGACCAGGCUGGAGGAGGUCCGUAUGGCUGUAGAGGAUGGAGCUAUGGAGAUAGAUAUAGUGAUUAACAGGACUCUGGCCCUCACUGGACAGUGGGAAGCCGUGUACGAUGAGGUGUGUCAGUUCAGAGAGGCCUGCGGGGAGGCUCACAUGAAGUCCAUCCUGGCUAUAGGAGAGCUGGGGACCUACACCAACGUCUACAAGGCUAGUCUGGUGGCUAUGAUGGCUGGGUCGGACUUCAUCAAGACGUCAACAGGGAAGGAGUCUGUCAACGCUACCUACCCUGUCGCCAUAGUGAUGGUCAGAGCCAUCCGGGACUACUUCCUGAAGACUGGACAUAAGGUUGGUUUUAAGCCUGCCGGUGGGAUCCGUACAGCCAACGAGUCGUUGGUGUGGCUGACUCUGAUGAAGGAAGAGCUGGGAGACGAGUGGCUGAGCCCUGGCCUGUUUAGACUGGGGGCUAGUAGCCUGCUGGCUGACAUAGAGAGACAGAUCUCCCAUUACGUGACUGGUCGCUACGCAGCCUAUCACCAGAUGCCCAUGGCCUGAAACCAUGCUUACCAUUUCCAAAGUGACCAAUCCGAAACCUCACCGAACCAGCCUAUCGCUGUGCAGUUUGCUUCCAGGUUCCUGGAAGAUGUCUCUGUAACUGUACUUGUCAGGAAUGUGUUGAUUUGAGAAGACGAUCAGAUCAAGUGAAGGAAAGAGAACCUGCCAUUUUACUGUUUACAGUACUUCUGGAAUAUCUGCCAUUUUACUGUAUAUAGUACUUCUGGAAUAUCUGCCAUUUUACUGUAUACAGUACUUCUGGAAUAUCUGCCAUUUUACUAUAUACAGUACUUCUGGAAUAUCUGCCAUUUUACUAUAUACAGUAUUUCUGGAAUAUCUGCCAUUUUACUAAAUACAGUAUUUCUGGAAUAUCUGCCAUUUUACUAUAUACAGUAUUUCUGGUAUAUCUGCCAUUUUACUAUAUACAGUAUUUCUGGUAUAUCUGCCAUUUUACUAUAUACAGUAUUUCUGGAAUAUCUGCCAUUUUACUAUAUACCAGACAUACUUCUGUAAUAUCUUACUCUUUGUGCCUUGAGACAGUUAGCCAGUAUUGUUUCCUCUAGUCCCCAUCCAAACAAUGUGAAACUAUGAUGCUGUAUGAUUUGAGUGUUGAUGAGUCAGUCUUAAUGAUCCAAUAAAUUGUAGUUGUUUUCAGAGUACUAUAUUAUACACAAUAUAAAGAUGUUGAUUCAGUUUUCUAUUACUGUUGUCGUUGUAAUGAAAGAUCGCCACCCAUUCUAAUCAUGUCUGUCUGGACAUCUUGAUGAAGAUCUUGAGGUGUGAUUAAAGACCAUUAAACAUUA